CACCAGCAGCCAACCAGUCAGGCCCAAGCAGCGGGGAAGAAACGCCUGGGGGCGAGUGAGCUCGGUCCCGGAGUCCCCCGUCUGGGUCGCCAGCCCCGCCCCGGGCCGGUAUAUCCUGCCCUCCCCGGCCACCCACCCCUCGUGGAAGCCGAGCGGCGGCCUUGCUGAAACGCGGAGGCGAAAUGUAGCGAGCCGGGUGUCGCGCCUGGACGCUCGCCUUGGCUGGGGGUUUGGGGAGGGGAGGCACGCCGAGAAGGACCGCCGAGGAGGAGGAGUGAUGAGAAGAGGGGGUACCCAGCACCCCCCGAGACCACGGGCCCCUGCCGCCACACGCCAGCCGCCCCCCUUCCUCCCACGCGAGGGGCAGCUGUUCCACACAGGUCCCCGUGACUUUAAGGACCAGGGAUUAGGAGCGGUACAAGGUCUUCCCAGGAAGGGAGAUUUCUGGAAGAGAAAGGAAAGACGGCAGACUCUGCCCUGGGAUCAGCAGAGCCAGAAGAGCUGCGGGAAACUGAAGGACCCCAGCUGCAGGAGUGGGAGGGAGUCACAGCCCCAGGCUUAGCCUGGGUUCUGAAAGAUUUCAAUUCAAGCUACUUUUCCUGAAAGAGGGGCCACUUCACAGGGUAUCCCAGACCUGCCUGGGAUCCACUACUCUGGAUGCCCUCUCUGAGACGCCUGCUGCUGAGAACCAAAGAAGAUAAGAGGCCAGAUAAAUUUCCCCCAAGCACAUUGCAGGCCGGUUGGAGUCAGGCAUCUGCACCCCUGGUGGCUGGCUGCUGUGCCUGGUGAGGAGUUGCUUGUUUCCCUCCAGCUUGCAGCUUCAGUACUUGAUGGGGCUGCCCGUUGGUGGAUCAGUUUUUGCAGCAUCUGGUGGGAGUGGAGAGCCGUGGGGAGAGGUCCUGCGGCACCCAAGCCUGGGCUCACCCCAAGACUAAGUUCUCUCCUGAGUUAGAGAGGGAGAGAGAGAGAGCGAAAAAAGAGAGUUCCCCCUUCCCCUCCUCCCUACCCGUCAUGUCCUCCAAGCCGGAGUCAAAGGACGUCCACCAGCUCAACGGGACUGGCCCCACUGCCUUGCCCUGCUCUUCAGAUGGCCCCGGGUGCGAGCCUUUGGCCGGGACCUCGGAGUUCCUGGGGACUGAUGGGGCUGGGGUGGAGGUGGUAGUGAUUGAGUCUCGGGCCAAUGCCAAGGGGGUUCGGGAGGAGGACGCCCUGCUGGAGAAUGGGAGCCAGAGCAAUGAAAGUGACGACGUCAGCACAGACCAUGGCCCCACACCACCCUCCCCACUCAAGGAGACCUCCUUUUCCAUCGGGCUGCAAGUGCUGUUUCCCUUCCUCCUGGCAGGCUUUGGGACUGUGGCUGCAGGCAUGGUGCUGGACAUUGUGCAGCACUGGGAAGUCUUCCAGAAGGUGACAGAGGUCUUCAUCCUGGUACCUGCACUGCUGGGGCUAAAGGGGAACCUGGAAAUGACCCUGGCAUCGAGGCUCUCCACUGCCGCCAACAUCGGGCACAUGGACACACCCAAGGAGCUCUGGCGGAUGAUCACCGGGAACAUGGCCCUCAUCCAGGUGCAGGCCACAGUGGUGGGUUUCCUGGCAUCCAUUGCAGCCGUCGUCUUCGGCUGGAUCCCUGAUGGCCACUUCAGCAUCCCGCACGCCUUCCUGCUCUGUGCCAGCAGCGUGGCUACUGCCUUCAUUGCCUCCCUGGUACUGGGUAUGAUCAUGAUUGGGGUCAUCAUUGGCUCUCGCAAGAUUGGGAUCAACCCAGACAAUGUGGCCACGCCCAUUGCCGCCAGCCUGGGCGACCUCAUCACCUUGGCCUUGCUCUCAGGCAUCAGCUGGGGACUCUACCUGGAGCGGGAUGGCUGGCACUACAUCUACCCCCUGGUGUGUGCCUUCUUCGUGGCCCUGCUGCCUGUCUGGGUGAUGCUGGCCCGACGGAGCCCAGCCACCAGGGAGGUGUUGUACUCAGGCUGGGAGCCUGUCGUCAUUGCCAUGGCCAUCAGCAGUGUGGGAGGCCUUAUCUUGGACAAGACUGUCUCAGACCCCAACUUUGCAGGGAUGGCUGUCUUCACUCCUGUGAUAAAUGGAGUUGGGGGCAAUCUGGUGGCAGUCCAGGCCAGCCGCAUUUCCACCUUCCUACACAUGAAUGGGAUGCCGGGGGAGAACUCUGAGCAAGCUCCUCGCCGCUGCCCCAGUCCUUGUACCACCUUCUUCAGCCGUGAUGUGAAUUCUCGCUCGGCCCGGGUCCUCUUCCUUCUUGUGGUUCCGGGACACCUAGUGUUUCUCUACACCAUCAGCUGUAUGCAGGGCGGGCACACCACCCUCACACUCAUCUUCAUCAUCUUCUACAUGACAGCUGCACUGCUCCAGGUGCUGAUUCUCCUGUACAUCGCAGACUGGAUGGUACACUGGAUGUGGGGUCGGGGCCUGGACCCAGACAACUUCUCCAUCCCAUAUUUGACAGCUCUGGGGGAUCUGCUUGGCACUGGGCUCCUAGCACUCAGCUUCCAUGUCCUUUGGCUCAUUGGGGACCGAGACACAGAUGUCGGGGACUAGUCUGGUCACUCAACCCCACCCCUCUGCACUUUCUAUUUGAAUUUUUUCUUUUGUUCCCCUCCCUUUUACCCAACCCCAUACUCCCAUCUCUUUCUAUGACUUCCCUUUGAUACUGAAUUCUCAUUAUUUUCAAUGGGAAUUUUUAUACAUUGAGCCAAGUUUGUAUAGCAAGAAUUCAGGAAGGACAGAUGGACUGAGACAAGCAGUGCAAGUAGAUUUUUGAGAUAAUCACCAAGUGCAAUUUCAUGGUGGGUGCCUCCAAGUAGCCUGGAGUGGGGAGUGUCUGUCUGGGAUCUGGGGACACUUUGUUUAGCAACCACAGUCUUGGACCCAGUGAGAAACCCUUUGUGAGUAGGCUCUGUCAUUUUUGUUUGUUUGUUUUGUGUUUGUGUUCUGUUUUAUUUUCUUUCUU
Molecule: messenger RNA, 2968 nt
Organism: Choloepus didactylus (southern two-toed sloth)
Lineage: Eukaryota; Metazoa; Chordata; Mammalia; Pilosa; Megalonychidae
Gene: SLC41A1
Product: solute carrier family 41 member 1
Exons: 11
Coding region: 1012-2556 (514 amino acids)
Biological process (GO): monoatomic cation transport
Cellular component (GO): plasma membrane
Molecular function (GO): monoatomic cation transmembrane transporter activity
Source: RefSeq, a predicted model, not a curated record